This is a messenger RNA of Plutella xylostella (diamondback moth), 1926 nucleotides long. It is a transcript of the gene beat-IIIc, whose product is annotated as beaten path IIIc. The record is from RefSeq and is a predicted model, not a curated record. NCBI's taxonomy places the organism in Eukaryota, Metazoa, Arthropoda, Insecta, Lepidoptera, Plutellidae.
CGUCGUCGGGAGAAGACGCGUCGGUCGCUGCUAUUUUUAAACGAAUCGAAAAGUUUUACGCGUGACUUUUGACAGUUCACCUUUAAAUUCAUAAUUCGAACGUUUUUGGACUGCGUUCUGUGCUGUGUGGUGUCUGUGAAUAUUGCCUGUGGCCAGUUGGUUUAGUGCUCUGUGAACUUUUUGGUGGGAAUAAAAUUGGAUGUUUAUUUGGUCUGCGAUUGCGCUUUUUCGUGGCUUUCCUGAAAUAUAAUUGGAUGAAUAACAUUUCGAUACCGGCGUAAGCGCCGCGAGAUGUCGUUGGUGACGUAGAGGGCGCGCGGGAAAAAACAACAUGGCGGACGGCGGCACGCUGACAGCUGUCAUUUUGACAUUCCUGCAGAUUUAUCCAGGUGCAGUGUUCAGCCUGGAGCUGCUGGAGCUUCGCGUGCCGUCGCACGUGCCGCUGGGCACGCGCGCGCUGCUGGCGUGCCGCUGGGCGCUGGCGCCGCACGACUCGCUCUACUCCGUCAAGUGGUACAAGGACGGCAAGGAGUUCUUCCGACACGUGCCAAGGGACCUGGAGCCAAGGAGGAAGUUCCCGCUGCCAGGUGUUGAUGUGGAGAAGUCCAGCCCGAACGGCGCCAACGUGACGCUGUCCCCGGCAGUGGUGGAGACGGCGGGGCGCUACCGCUGCGAGGUAUCGGGGGAGCGCCCGCUCUUCCCCACCGUGUCCGACCACGGAGAUAUGAUGGUCGUUGCUUUACCAGAACACGGGCCGACAAUAGUCGGCUCCCGCCUGCGCUACCGAGUCGGAGACCGGGUCCAAGUCAACUGCACAUCCGGCCGCUCGCGCCCCGCCACCCGCCUGGCGUGGUACGUGAACGGCGAGCCCGCACCCGCCUCCUAUCUGCUGCCUCUGCAGGAGCACCGAGGGUCUGAUGGACUGGAGACCACGAGCUUGGGGCUGGAUUUUAAAGUCAAGCCGAAGCAUUUUCGGAGAGGCGAUUUGAAACUUAAAUGUCUCGCCACGAUAGCCACGGUGUACUGGAGGAGCAACGAGGAGAGCGUGCAGGGAGAGAGGCCGAAGGGCUACGCGAAGGCGCGCGAGGUGACCUUCGAGGGAGACUCCCGGGCAGACCGGGUCCAGGCCUCGGGGGGGCGCCGGCUGACCCCCGCCCUCACAUUCCUGCUCGUGAUGUUCACACAAAUAUCAUGCGAUAGACUAACCUAAGGCUUAGAAUAAGGUAUUAAUGCGCGUCAAUUCGCUGUGUCCCGGUGCUGUGAUUUUCUCCGGGAUUGCUGUUCGUCGUUCAGCCGCCAUUUUGCAUAAAAUGUGUAAGUAGGAAAAAGAGGAACUUUUAUUUGUUACAACUUAUAAAGGCCUAUUUAACUGUUGACUUUAGAAAUAUAUUCUGAAAUUAAAACGAUGUUCAAAGAAAAUUUUCCAGUUACAAUUCCUUCCUGUGAGUUAGAGUGCUCUGAACUCAAUUUACAUUUAUCUUGGAACUUUUCCCACAAAGAUGGGGGAAACUACAGCAAAUGGACAGUGUCUACUUCUACUUAAACUAUGAAUAUAUGUACAUUUUAGCUCCUUUUUAUUACUAAUGAUAAAAAAGAGAGUAAACAUUAUUAGGAAAAUAUACAGAUUAUGUAAGAAAAGGUUAAUCUUGUUGAAAUUAUGUAUUAACUAAUCCUAGCUAGUAAGUUAAAUUAUCUUAACGCAAAAAAAAAGCUUUCUCUACAUAUUUUAUGUUUGGCAAAUCGUGUUUUUUUAAACUCUAAUCGGAGCUUUUAGAGGUCGUUAAUUAAACGUGUAACCCGAUAUUUUUAACCUCCUACAAGCACAUACAUAGAAUACAUUCGACGUAUGUCUCCGAUUGUUGAAUGCUUUCAAUGGAGUACGAUCUAACUUGACUUAAAAUUCAGUGAAAAAGGACGCUUUAAAAU